Parasteatoda tepidariorum (common house spider) is the source of this 2910-nucleotide messenger RNA. RefSeq names its product calcium/calmodulin-dependent protein kinase kinase 2. Gene Ontology annotation, biological process: protein phosphorylation; CAMKK-AMPK signaling cascade. Gene Ontology annotation, molecular function: protein serine/threonine kinase activity; ATP binding. Lineage: Eukaryota; Metazoa; Arthropoda; Arachnida; Araneae; Theridiidae. The record is from RefSeq and is a predicted model, not a curated record.
ACUUUGCAGCCUUGUAAUUCUGAGCCCAAUACAGAAGACAAGGGAACUCUUGGAUCAAGCAAACUAGUCUUAAUGUAGGAUUUUUGAGGGAACUAACUAGAAUUUGAAAACAUCGCAAAAAACUGAUCUCAAUUUGAAAAUUUGGUCACAUAAAAACCAUGAAAACUGCCCACCGUUAAGCCGACGGAAAGAGGUUUGUCAUCCAUGAUCUGCUUACCACACCACUGAGGAUAUUUCACGUCAGCACUGUGGUUGGUGAUAGCCGGUAGCAGAAAUAGAAUCGACCAGCCAUCGCUGGCGUUUGAACCUCGGUUACUAGAUUGAGAGACAUACUUCCUUGUGAGACUGAAAGAUUUCUUUGACAGAGUUUUAUCGAUUUGAAACGCUGCACUUAGCAAGCUUAGAUGGCUAAAGAUUUCUACGCUUUCUGCAGAUUAAAUGCUGUUUAUUCUGAUGUAGAGAAAAAGAACUCUUUAUGUGGUUCUAAGAACAAUUCCUAUUUCAAAACAUCAGCAUGUGACUUUCAAAACGCUCAAGAACCUAAAAUCUCUGGCAUUACGUGUGUACGAACUAAAACAUUAGAUACUUCACACAAGAACCCUCAUAAAUCCUAUGAAAAAUCUCACCUUGAAUCAGAAUCAAAUCUUUCGAAACCACGAACUAAUAAACAGCCACUUGUAAGUAACCAACCUGAUUUAUCUCCAAGUUCCAAUGAUCACAAAAAUACUCGCAAUGAAAAAUACCUGGCUAAAGAGAGCUAUGGUUUAGACUCUUUUUUAAUGGACUCAUCUGCACAAAAACUUUCAGAAAAAUCUUUACCUGCCCAACUCUGUGAAUCGCACACUCUUGAUUCUGUGACCCAAGCAGAUAACUUAAAUGCUAAAAGUAAUUCUGUGCCAAUUGUAGAAAAAAAUGAAUCUAUUGGUGUUCCAUCUUCGGAAGUAUGUGCGCAAGACUGUUAUUUUCAAUAUGACGAUGUGGCUGUUAGUUCCAUACCACCGGAAAACGCAACUACGUGCUCUUUAAAUUCGUCGCCAAAAGUGUCUUCAGAAAUCCAAUCCUGCCUUGAUACAAGCCCUGUUCCCGAAGAGUGCUCACAAAAUGAAACAGUUUUACAAUGUUCUGAAACUAAGCCCGCUUGGGAACCACCCUUCUGCUCAAAAGGUGCUCGAAGUGUCUCCUUUGAUCAGUCUUUAUCAGCCAAUAAAGAAUCUAUAAACUUUUCUGACCAAAUGUCUUAUCUGACCGUGGACAGCAUGAGGAAAGGUUCUUUGCCAGCAGCUGCGUCAGAACCCGAAGUGUUUGCAAGUCCUUCUGAAAUGUGGUGUCCCAGUGGUCCGCUGAGGACAUUUGCUAGAUGUGGUCGGAACUCCGUGCCUCGAGUAACUUACAGUAACUCUAGAGAUUCGCACACAUUGUCAUCCAAUGGUGAAGGUCGUCCAAUUUAUCCUUCCCUACCAUAUUCACCCUAUUGCUCACCGAAUUCAUCACCGAGACUUCCUCGCCAUCAACCGAAAGAGUGUCGAAAAGUUUAUUGGGAAUCUCAUCCUAAUUAUGAACAGCUCAAUCAUUAUCGAUUAAAAGGAGAAAUCGGACAGGGUUCUUUCGGCAUUGUUAAACUGGCAUAUAAUGAAGAAGACAAUUCACAUUACGCCAUGAAAGUUUUAUCGAAAAAGAAACUGAUGCGCCGAGCUGGAUUGUAUGGUCGAAUGCCUCCUACGAGGGGAAAUAAGUCCAGAAUUGGGCCUUUGGAGCAGAUUUACAGAGAAAUAGCCAUUUUAAAGAAGCUUAACCAUCCAAAUGUCGUUAAGCUUUACGAGGUACUCGACGAUCCCGAUGAAGACAACUUAUACAUGGUUUUUGAACUUGUGCAAAAAGGACCUGUGAUAAAUGUGCCUACCGCCAAUCCAUUACCUGAAAUUAAAGCAUGGCAAUAUUUUAGAGACAUCGUUAUGGGAAUAGAGUAUCUUCAUUUUCAAAAAAUAGUUCACAGAGAUAUAAAACCGUCCAAUUUAUUGCUGAGUGACGAUGACAAAAUAUUGAUAUCUGAUUUUGGAGUUUGUAAUCAAUUUGAAGGUGUAGAUGCUUUUCUAUCUGACACGGCUGGAACACCUGCAUUUGUUGCCCCUGAAGUAUUAAAAGGUACAAGAGAAGUAUACAGUGGAAAGGCUCUGGACAUUUGGCAGAUGGGAAUAAGUUUAUAUUGCCUUGUUUAUGGAGAAGUUCCCUUUCAAGACAUAAACAUCUUGGCCCUUUACACCAAGAUUAAGUCUUCACCUGUUCAUUUUCCUGACAAAUACAAUGUAAGUGACAGUCUUAAAGACCUACUAAGUCAGAUGCUUGAAAAAGACCCUAAACAAAGGAUAAAAUUGAAAGGAAUAAAGGAGCACAAAUGGAUAACACAAAAUGGUUUAAGUCUUCUGCCCAAUGAAGAAGAAAACUGCCGACAGAUUGAAAUUACUCAAGAAGAUAUUCAGAAGUCUAUUCAGUGUAUUCCUAAACUGGGAACUUUGAUCCUGGUGAAAAGCAUGUUGAAGAAGCAUUCAUUCAGCAAUCCUUUCAAAUUCAGCAAUGCAUGCAGCAAGAAACUUUCUCCUCUCUCAACCGCACAAGCUUCUUCAUCUGAAUCGCUCCUCGAGAAGAAAGUGUUACCUGCCUUACUUGAAAUAAAUUCAGUUAGCAUAGAAGACCAAUAACAUAUGCUGUUUUCUUCAAAGCAUUUCUAACGUUUCUAUGUAUAUAAAAUCUUCUGAUAUUCUGUAUCUAUUUGUACAUACAUUUCGAAUACUUUAAAAUUAAUAUUCUCAAACUUUAACUUGGCUUUCUACAUUUAAAUACUUCUUCUGAAUGCUCUUCUCUGAAAAUACUAUAUUUAUUCUUGUUCUAUUUUGAUAAAUAUUUUCACAUGUU